This is a messenger RNA of Astyanax mexicanus (Mexican tetra), 2275 nucleotides long. RefSeq names its product E3 ubiquitin-protein ligase TRIM39-like. Gene Ontology annotation, molecular function: protein binding; zinc ion binding. The record is from RefSeq and is a predicted model, not a curated record. The transcript has 7 exons. Bases 238 to 1878 code for a protein of 546 amino acids. Lineage: Eukaryota; Metazoa; Chordata; Actinopteri; Characiformes; Acestrorhamphidae.
AGGCUGUAAAACUGGAGUGACGAGGGGAAAUUUAAAGUUGUUGGUUUAAGAACCUGCAGCACAGGUGUGUUCUCUUCAUGACGUCACUCAGGAGAAAUGAAACUUAACUCAUUCAUAAACAGGAUCGUUUCCUUUCAGCAGGACUCAGUUUCAGCUUUACAUUUUCUUAGAGGAGCUAAAUCUGCUGCAUCUGAUCUCUAAAGAGCAGAAAGUGGAAAAGUGACACUCUUGUCAGUCAUGGCUUCCUCUAGAAGUUUCCUGUCUGAAGAUGAGUUACGAUGCUCUAUCUGUCUGGAUGUGUUCACUGAUCCAGUCUCUACUCCAUGUGGACACAACUUCUGCAUGGUCUGUCUCAGAGAGUACUGGAACAGCAUCUCACACUGCCAGUGUCCACUCUGUAAAGCAGAAUUCUCCAGAAGGCCUGAGCUCCGUGUGAACACCUUCAUCUCUGGACUGGCUUCUGAGUUCAAGAAGUCAGUUCAGGAGAAGUCCAGCAGAGCUCCAGUGAAACGUUUCUCCAAAUCUAAGAAGGUUCAGUGUGACGCCUGCAGUGAGGAUAAGCUGGAGGCUGUAAAGUCCUGUCUGGACUGUGGGCUCUCCUACUGUAACGCUCAUCUGAUGCCUCAUAAAACUGCAGCUAAACUCAAGAAACACAAUCUGAUGGAUCCUGUGGAGAACCUGGAGGACUACAUCUGCCAGAAACAUGAGAGACCCCUGGAGCUGUUCUGUAGAGACGACCAGACGUGCGUUUGUCAGUUCUGCACUGAGGGAGACCACCGGACUCACAGCACUGUUCCUAUAGAGGAGGAGAGUGGAGAGAAGAAGACUCAGCUGGAGAAGACACAGGCAGAAGUUCAGCAGAUGAUCCAGGAGAGACUGAAGAAGAUCCAGGAGAUCAAACACUCUGUAGAACUCAAUAAAAAAAUCAGAGAGAAGGAGAGAGCAGACAGUGUGGAGAUAUUCUGGGCUCUGGUGCGCUGCAUUGAGAGAAGCCAGGCUGAGCUGCUGGAGGUGAUGGAGUUGAAACAGAAAGCAGCAGAGAGGCAGGCUGGAGAGCUGAUUAAAGAGCUGGAGCAGGAAAUCACUGAGCUAAAGAAGAGAGACACUGAGCUGGAGCAGAUCUCCCACACUGAGGACCACCUCCACCUCCUACAGAUUUACCCGUCCCUCUGCAGACCCCCACACACCAAGAACUGGACUGACGUCAGUGUUAACACUCCUCUGAGUGUGGAGAGUCUGAGGAGAGCUCUGCCUCAGCUUCAGGAACAUCUCACACAGGAGAUGGAGAAGAUUGAUAAGAGUGAACUGAAGAGAAUUCAGCAGUAUGCAGUGGACGUGACUCUGAAUCCUGAUACAGCUCAUCCUUAUCUCAUCCUGUCUGAAGAUGGAAAACAAGUGAGAGAUGAAGAUGAAGAACAGAAACUCCCUGAUAAUCCAAAGAGAUUUGAUCUUUGUGUCUGUGUUCUGGGAAAGGAGGGUUUCUCCUCAGAGAGAUUUUACUAUGAGGUUCAGGUCAGAGGGAAGACUAAGUGGACUUUAGGAGUGACCAGAGAGUCCAGCAACAGGAAGGGAGAAAUUACACUGAGUCCUGAGGAUGGAUACUGGACUGUUUGUCUAAGGAAUGAAACUGAAUAUAAAGCUCUGGAUUCUCCUCGUGUCCUCCUCUGGUUGAAACAGGCUCCCCAGAAGGUGGGGGUGUUUGUGGAUUAUGAGGAGGGUCUGGUCUCCUUCUAUGAUGUUGAGGUCAGAUCUCAUAUCUACUCUUUCACUGGUCAGUCUUUCACUGAGAAACUCUAUCCAUACUUCAGUCCUGGUCUCAAUGAUGGAGGUAAAAAUUCAGCUCCACUGAUCAUCACUCCUGUUCAACAUUAUGAAUGAGGUUUAUUGUUUAUAUUAAUUUGGGGAGCGGUGUUUAUUUACUCUAACAGAAACUAAUUUGUUGUGUCAGAAAUUGUAAACUACAGUUAGAUUUCUGGAUAAAUUCAAUCAGAUUAUGUUUAACAAAUGAAUAUUGAUUAACAAUUUAUACCCAAAUAUUCUCUUUAUCUCUCUUAGAAAGAUCAUUGUCUGUUAUUCACUUUAGCUCCACUGUGAACGUGUGUUUCUCUAAACUUGUUUAUCUUGUUCACAGAAAUCAGCAAAAUACACAAUAAUGAAUUCUGUCUUCACUGGUUUUAAAAAUUCUGUUGUAUUACAGAAUCACUCUUUGUGCACUAGGUGGGGGUGUUGUACCUUUUAUUUUCUGUAUUAAAUAAUUCCUGAAUAAACUGUAAGA